Pollicipes pollicipes is the source of this 750-nucleotide messenger RNA. Its product is annotated as metastasis-associated protein MTA2. The transcript has 5 exons. Gene Ontology annotation, molecular function: histone deacetylase binding; transcription corepressor activity; chromatin binding. Lineage: Eukaryota; Metazoa; Arthropoda; Thecostraca; Pollicipedomorpha; Pollicipedidae. Gene Ontology annotation, biological process: negative regulation of transcription by RNA polymerase II. Bases 1 to 750 code for a protein of 249 amino acids. Gene Ontology annotation, cellular component: nucleoplasm; NuRD complex. The record is from RefSeq and is a predicted model, not a curated record.
AUGCUGGUUUACUCUUCCACAUAUACCAUAGAGCUGGAUCGAGGUGGAGCCAAAGACGCUGGGUUUGGUGGCCGAAGCUCUCAGCCACGCCACUUGGUGGACCAGCGCGAGCUGUUCCCAUCCCGCCAGGUGGAGACGCUGCCGGCAUCAUGCAUCCGCGGCCGCUGCUUCGUCACCCUGCUCACCGCCUCAGAACAGGCAGAGCAGUACCUGGACCGCGAGGACAGCUUCUUCUACACGCUGCUGUAUGACCCAGUGCAGCGCACCCUGGUAGCGGACCGCGGCGAGGUGCGGCUGGGUGAGCGCCACCAGGCGACAGUGCCGGCAGUCGGCGAGCCGGGCGCGGCGACCGGCCGUGACACGCUGCUCUGGAGCCCGCGCCACCGACUCACCGACGACCAGCUGGACCGGUUCCUGCUGCUGGCCCGGUCGGUGGGCACUUUCGCGCGCGCGCUGGACUGUCCCGGCUCAGUGUGCCAGCCGAGCCUGCACCUGGCCGCCGCCGCCGCGUCCAGGGAUGUGACUCUGCUCCACGCCAUGGACACUCUGCACCGGAGCGGGUACGACCUGGCGGCGGCGCUGGCGGCGCUGGUGCCGUCCGGCGGUGCCUCGCUGUGCCAGGACCAGCUGGAGGCCUGGUCCGCCGACGAGGCGGCCAUCUUCGAGCGGGCGCUCGGCAAGCUCGGCAAGAACUUCGCGGAGAUCAGGCGAGACUUUGUGAGUGCUGUAUGGUGGAGGCUGGAAGGCUGA